UUUUCAACAAACACAAUUUAAUGAAAAUAAACAAUUGAAUGAAAAAUUUGAAAAAAUUCAAAAACAAUUUCAAAUUUUAAGAGAACAAUAUCAACAAGAAUGUUUUCGUCGAAAACGUCUAUCAUCACAUGUUUAUGAUCUUCUAUCUGUAAUUGAACAAAAUAUACCUGUUAUAUCAGAUGCUGAAAUACGAAUGCAACAACAAUUAGAAACAUAUCAAAUACAAAUAUAUUGUCUUAAAGAAAAUAUUCAACGUAUUCAACAAUUUAUAUUAUCAAAUCAAGAUCAAACAACAUUUGACAAUUUAUCUAUAGAAAAUAUUCAAAAUCUUGUUCAAAAUCAUCGAAAUCAAAUUGAUCAAAUGAAAAAAACAAUUACAAACCAUUCAAAUUAA
Rotaria sp. Silwood2 is the source of this 394-nucleotide messenger RNA. The record is from the annotation of a GenBank genome assembly. Lineage: Eukaryota; Metazoa; Rotifera; Eurotatoria; Philodinida; Philodinidae.